AUGGAAAAGGUGUUUGGAGGAAGAAAGCCGAUACUGAUACUGGAUCCAUAUGGGUUUCGGAUGAGCCAAAUACCAGAAUCGGAUUUACCUUUCCCUCCCCGGAAAGGGAAUUUAUACACCAUAGUUGAACAUACAUGUCCAAGGGCUGCUUAUUUCAAUUACAGGGAUAUUGAUCGGGGUAGGAAUCAGGGAUCGAAGUGCCACGACUAUGAGGGCCUCUCCUACACAUCACAGAGGCCAUUUGUGAUCAUUGAUCUUGCCAACCUAAGAAAAAUCACAAUCAACACGGUAGAUGAAACUGCAUGGAUUGAAGCCGGUGCUACAUUUGGUGAACUCAACUACCAAAUCACCAAAAAAGACGACACACUUGGUUUCCCAGCCAGUGUAUCCCCCACUAUGGGAGCUGUGAUGGGCAUAUCAGUGGAGAGGAGGUGGAGCCAAUUGAUCAGAGCUCCUCCUAAAGUGACCGUUUUUAGCAUCUCCAAAAACCUAGAGGAAGGUGCAACCAAGCUGGUUUACAACUGGCAAAAUGUUGCACACAAACUUCAUAAAGACCUAAAUCUGGAGAAAAUUAGCGAAGCUGAGAUUAAGGGAUUGUAUCUAGGGAGGAUUAAACGUCUAAUGCCAUUGAUAAACUCAAGCUCCCCUGAGUUGGAUUUGAAGGAGCAGGACUGCAGAGAAAUGAGAUGGCUUGAAUCCAUCCUAUUUUUUGACAAUGGAUACUCGAAGAAUGAGUCUACUGAUCAUCUACUGGUCAGAAAUUACCACGGAAGGGUGCUCUUCAAAUCAAAAUCAGAUUUCGUGACGGAUCCCAUUUCGGAGAGUGAUCUAGAAGGGAUACAGAAGAAAUUUAUAACGAGUAAGACUAUGUUUGGAUGA
This is a messenger RNA of Rhododendron vialii, 879 nucleotides long. RefSeq names its product berberine bridge enzyme-like 18. Gene Ontology annotation, molecular function: flavin adenine dinucleotide binding. Bases 1 to 879 code for a protein of 292 amino acids. The transcript is spliced from 3 exons. The record is from RefSeq and is a predicted model, not a curated record. Lineage: Eukaryota; Viridiplantae; Streptophyta; Magnoliopsida; Ericales; Ericaceae.